AUGCUCUACGACCUCAACAUUGCCUGGUCACCGACGACCUCAGCCUCAGAGCUGGAACGUACGCUCAAGUUCGCCAAAAACUUAGGUUACGAUGUCGUCGCUCUGAACCAGACCAUAACGGGCAACAUCCCAACACAACCGCACCCGAUCAGCAACCCUAUCCCGCAACUCACACAUCCACACCCAUCAUUCCCCGCCGUCCCUCCCUCCUCCUCCUCCCCCCUCCCCACCGUCCUCCGCCGCGUAACCCUAACCGUCACCGACCCCUCGACAACCAACUACCGCCUCGUCGACUUCGCCCGUUCCUAUGACCUGCUGGCCCUUCGCCCGACAAACGACAAGGCCUUCAGCUGGGCAUGCCUGAGCACCACGGAGCCGCCAGCCAUCAUCAGCCUUGACCUGACCCAGUUCCUGGGCUUCCACAUCCACCACCGCACCGCCAUGGCGGCCGUGCACCGCGGCACGCGCUUCGAGAUCUGCUACAGCCAGGCGUUUUUGUCAGGUAACACUGUGGACGCCCAGCGGGCGAGGAGCAAUUUCAUCGGCAAUGUUCUGGGCUUGCUUCGGGCGACCAAGGGUCGCGGGAUAAUUGUUUCGAGCGAGGCCAAGAGCGCAUUGGGGCUCAGGGGCCCCGCAGACGUGGUCAACCUGUUGGCUGUGUGGGGGUUGGGACCGGAGAAGGGGACGGAGGCGCUGGGGACGGGACCGAGGGCGGUGGUGGUCAAUGAGGGUGUUAAGAGGAGGGGUUUCAGAGGCGUGGUGGAUAUCGUGCAGACUGCUCCUGGGGGUAAAGUGAGGAGCGAGGAGGAGGAAGGGGGAGCGGAGGGGGAUGCGAAGUUGAGCAAGAAGCAGAGAAAGUUGCAGCAGAAACAACAGCAAGGGCAGAAACAAAAGCAGCAGCAACAGGGGCAGAAGCAGGGAGGGCAGCAAGGCCAAGGCCAAAAGCGCAAGAAUGGAGAGAGUGGUGGUGGGCAGCAAAAGAAACAGGCGAAGUAG
Neurospora tetrasperma FGSC 2508 is the source of this 996-nucleotide messenger RNA. RefSeq lists its product as uncharacterized. The record is from RefSeq and is a predicted model, not a curated record. Gene Ontology annotation, cellular component: nucleolar ribonuclease P complex. Gene Ontology annotation, biological process: tRNA processing. The transcript is spliced from 2 exons. NCBI's taxonomy places the organism in Eukaryota, Fungi, Ascomycota, Sordariomycetes, Sordariales, Sordariaceae. Bases 1 to 996 code for a protein of 331 amino acids. Gene Ontology annotation, molecular function: RNA binding.